CAAGGUAUCUCGCUAUCAUUUAAUGGCGGCAAAGACUGCACGGUCAUCUUGCAUCUCUACGUGGCAGUCUUAUACAAGGUCCUAGGAUCCGAGCUGGACAAGGAUUCAUCAUCAACUACCACGUUUGAUACUCUUCAGGAACAGCCAACCAGGACUCGGUUUCAUCGGCAUGACCCCAUUCCUUCAAUCUAUGUCACUCAUAAGAACCCCUUUGGCCAAGUGGAGCGAUUCGUCGAUGAUGAGAUUGAGCGAUACAACUUGGACUUGCUCAGGAUACCUGGAUCAAUGAAGAAGGCCUUGCAGGAGUACCAUUCUUUGAAGGACGAGAUCAAGGCCGUCAUGGUCGGAACGCGGCGCGAUGAUCCUCACGGAGGCCCAUUGAAACCAUUCACUCCAACUGACCCUUCGUGGCCUCCAUUUAUGCGGAUCCAUCCAAUCCUUGAUUGGACAUAUCACGACAUUUGGACGUUUUUGAGAGCGAUCAACGUGCCGUACUGUGGCCUGUACGAUCUUGGAUACACCUCGCUUGGAGGACGCGACGACACAUUCCCCAACCCGCAAUUGAGGAGACUGAGCAUUGGGCCUUUCCUUGACAGCGAAGCCAUUGCUUACGCGAAGGGACAUGGCGCUGUUGGUCUGGAUUCUGCUCGUGCGCACGUCGCGCGCGAACACGACCAUGAUAAAGAGACCCAUCUUUUGAGGGAGCUGGGCCAGGUCGACAAGACAUUGGAUCGACUGGAGGAAACCUUUUUGUUUGGACCGGCAUGGAAGUUGACGGGUGGCGAGAGCGAGCGAUGUGGACGGGCAUAG
This is a messenger RNA of Gamsiella multidivaricata, 810 nucleotides long. RefSeq lists its product as uncharacterized. Gene Ontology annotation, molecular function: FMN adenylyltransferase activity. The transcript is spliced from 2 exons. The record is from RefSeq and is a predicted model, not a curated record. Lineage: Eukaryota; Fungi; Mortierellomycota; Mortierellomycetes; Mortierellales; Mortierellaceae. Gene Ontology annotation, biological process: FAD biosynthetic process. The annotation marks the transcript as partial.